GGCGGGGCGGGGCGGGGCGGGCGACGCGGAGCGGCGGCGCCGGGGCAGAUGAUGGCGAUACGCGAGCUCAAAGUGUGUCUUCUUGGAGAUACUGGGGUUGGGAAAUCUAGCAUCGUUUGUCGAUUUGUCCAGGACCACUUUGAUCACAAUAUUAGUCCUACUAUUGGGGCAUCCUUCAUGACUAAAACUGUGCCUUGUGGGAAUGAGCUUCAUAAAUUUCUGAUCUGGGACACAGCUGGUCAGGAACGGUUUCAUUCCUUGGCUCCAAUGUACUACCGAGGGUCGGCAGCAGCUGUGAUAGUUUAUGAUAUCACCAAACAGGAUUCAUUUCAUACUUUGAAGAAAUGGGUGAAAGAACUAAAAGAACACGGUCCUGAAAACAUUGUAAUGGCCAUCGCUGGAAACAAAUGCGAUCUUUCUGAUAUCAGGGAGGUUCCUAUGAAGGAUGCCAAAGAAUAUGCAGAAUCUAUAGGUGCAAUUGUUGUUGAAACCAGUGCAAAGAAUGCUGUUAACAUUGAAGAACUUUUUCAAGGAAUAAGUCGGCAAAUUCCACCCUUAGAUCCUCAUGAAAAUGGUAACAAUGGAGCUAUCAAACUUGGAAAGCAGACUUCACAGAUGGGUAGGCGGUGCUGCUGACCCAACUUGAUCUUUUUAGAUUUACUUGAAAAACAGCACCGUUUGCUUUUUUCACUGAGAAAGGACUUCGUGAUAUCAGUGACGUGGCUCCUUAUCUUGAAAGCAGUAAUUUCAAUAGUUCCCAUGGGCAAUAAUGCAAGGACCAGAAGCAGAAAGCUUUACUUCAAAGGGAUUUUGCAAAACCUAGUUGGAAAAUUCUCUCUAAUAUCCUGUCAAAAUUACAAUGUCAGAGUACUCUGAGUCUCUGUUUAAGCCAAUGACUGGUUUUGUUGUUUUGGUUUUCUUUUUUUUAUAAAAAGAUCCUUUUAUAUAUAAAGUUUAGAUUUGCUGCAAAAACUUCUCUUCUUACAUUGCGAAGUGGACUCGGCAUGUUUUUAGAGUUUGCUCUGUAAUAAUAGGGUGAAAAAAACCCCAUAAACCCUGAAUUUUGGCUUACAGUUUCUCUGCCAUCUUUCUAGCUGGACUCUGCUUCAGUGGUUUUUUUUCUAAAUCUGUAGCUUCAUCUUGUACUUCCAGUAAGCACCAGCAAGAAAUGGACUGAAUUUUCUAACUGAAAAAAAAAAAAUUGGAUCCAAAGGAUAAGUGAGUGCAACUUUUACAGGCUAGAAGUCAAAAUCUGGUUCAGGAGGUGCUGUGUAUGUGAAAGAAGGAGUUGUCAUGAAGGAGACUGCUGAACCCCAUGCAGUUCCAGUCUGCUCUGGAAAGAAGACACAGCCACUGUGCUUUGUCUGGAUUGAUCCCCUUUUCGGGCUUCAUUAAUUACUGAAAUGGUAAAAAGGACAUAAACGCCAGCGUAGUCUGUGCUACUUACCAGGUUACCUUCAACUCUGUGCCCUAAUCCAUAGUUGUUUCUGCUCAAAGAUGCCACUUCCAUGGUUUCUAAGAGUGUGCCACAUUAUCCCACUCCAUGGUCUCACUGCAGUGCACUAAGGUGUCUUCAAGUCAGAAGAAUGAUAUUUCUGUACAAAAACAGCUUAAGAGAGCACGGUAUAAGUUGAGGCUAAAGGCCAGAAUCUAGUAAAACAAACCAGAGUGUGUAUUUACAAAUGCAAUUCUGCGAGUUUGUGGCAUAGUCUCCUCACCCACAUGAUGCGUUACGGAAGAUCCAGUGUGUCAUAUCUUUGAAGCUUGAUGCACUUGAAAAUACAGUGUAGGAAAAAAAAUAACCUAUAGGUGGUUAUGAACUAAAAAUAAUGUAAAACCCUUAUGUAUUCUCCACUUGCAUCUUUCAUGGAUGUGUGUGGCUAAGAUGAUAAAUUACUAUUUAUCUUCUUCAUCAGUUUCAUUGGGAAUCAGGACUAGGGUAAGAAAUGCAAGCUUCAAACCCAAAGCCCAGCCUGCAUUCCACAAUAUUUAUUUGUUCUUCUACAAGGAAAAUUAACCUCACUGCACACUUUUUGAGGGACUUACGAAAAGCACGCAGAAACAAAAAAGAGCUUUCCACAAUAAAUCAUGAACAUACAGGCUAGAGCUGGGUUCCCAUGUUUAUACAUAAAACCCCAGACGUUAUUGCUUGGUUGUGAGAUUGCUUUGAUAAAAUGGCAUUAAUUAUUAGGGCUUGAAACGGAACCAGGUGAAAUCAAUGAGAACAUUUCUUUGUCUUCAGAGGACUUGAAGCUAGUUAUAGAUGGGACACAUCCCACCAGAUUUUAUCUAAGAAUCUCAAUAGCAUUGUUUUUUUAACAUAUAAUCAAUUUCUCAGAUGUUUUGAGCUCCUUUGAAAGCACUCAUACUUCAAAAUAUGCCCUUGGAUAAUAAGCAAACUCAGACAGCUGCCAUGGGAAAGGAUAUUUUUGGUAAACCUUCAGUUGUCACCUGUGCUGAUGUAUUAUCCAAGUCACUAUUUCAUUGCAGCAACUAUUUUAUGGAUAAUCCAAGAUUAUUUUAAGUGAAAAUCCAGCAGUCAUAAUUGUUGAUAUCUGGGGAGGGAUUUAGGCUCCUUCAGGGACCAUUCCAGCCCAUCCUAGUACAAGCAAAUUCACCAGGAGUGCCUGGCUCUUUCACAGGACUGUGGAGGGAGAGGUUAACCUGGCCUUCAGUGCCAGAAAUAUCAAUCUUAUCAGCAUGACAUAUUCAAAUAAUUUAUGAGAUCUGUGACCCAAUGCUGCAAGAGAUCUGGUUCUUCCUAAUAAAACCCAGUAAAAGGCUAGACCUGUUAACUAGAAAACAAGUUGAGAUUGAACUCAUGUUUUUAAAGGUGGCAUAAAUUUUAGUUCAACAUAUAGUAGUGACGCAUAACUGAUUUUUAAGCCUUCACAAAUCUUUAUGGCCUAUUUCUUUUUCUCGCGUGACAUCUCAAAACUCAUCAAACCCUACUUGAGAUGUCUGAAAGUUUUGUAAAGCAAUUCUGCAAGUACCUUAUAUACUCUAAUUUAUGCUGGAACUGGCAAUUGAUGCUGAUCUGUAUGGAAUAGAUAGCCUUGAACAAUCAGCUCAUACAGCUGGCAUUGAGCCAUAUGUGAAUCAGAACAGGUUUACGAGUUGUAUGUUAAAAUAAUUUAAAACUGUAGGUUGUUACAAUGGAUCUCUGGCAGAUUUUAAAAUUUAAAUGCUGGCUAAGUAGGCUCAAAGAUAUUUUUGCAUUUGGUGGGCCAAAUCCGUAUCACCUUGUUCUGCUUUUAGUCAAGAAAAAGAUUUAAAUAAAAAGGAUUCUGAUUGUAUAAGUUCUUGAGGUUUGCAUUAUGGUGAAGUCACAGGUGACAAAAUAACAGGCUACUGUGCUGUGCGGAGUAGCUCACUUUUUUUUUUGAAGACAGGGCUUGCCUUCAGCAAUGAUGUUGUUUCUCUGCUCUUCUUCAAAGCUAAAGUGUAGCUUUAACCUGCCUCUUCAAGUGGGGGAAUGAUUUGAUUUUGGAAUUGUGAUUUUCAUAUGUGAAAUUCAUGAUUUCUCCUUCCUUUUGUUGCCUGUGUUCCUUGGAAAGUACCACUACCCUUCAUAAACAGCCAGAAAAAGGACAUAUUAAAAAAACCUAAACUCGGAGUCAAAAGUUUCAGCAGCAACCAGAAUUCCUCUGGAUAGUUAUUGUCUGGUGAAAAGCUGAAUUCGAGCUGAUCUGCUCUAAUAAUAAUUAUAACACUGCAAGUGUAGGUUUAGGCCAACUAGUGCUGGAUUUGUCCAAGAGCGGUUUUCUCAAGAGAGCUGGCAGCAGGGUGGAAGCACAGGCUGCAGAGCCAAGGAAGUGUGGUGGGGCUUGUUUGCACCAUGACUCAAGACUGUGAUUGUCCAGUUAUGGGUGACUUGCUUUUCUGGCUCGUCAUGAACUAGUUUAAAAACAAGAUAAUGAAGGAAUUAGUUUUCAUAUAUGUUCUGCAUAUGUGUGUGUAUAUAAGUAAAGUUUUACAUUGUUUUGCUGACGUGUAGUGUUUUCUCACUAUGUCUGGUUCUCAUAUACUGCACAUUGUAUUCUGUAAGUACUUUUUUUUGUUAAUGAUCAUUUCAGCUUUAUGAACUUAAAAGCUACAGACUGAAGGUAGCAAGAAGAUGGAGAUACACAUAGGUACAAUUGUUGACUUGCCGUUCUUAUGCAUGAAAAUGGCAUAUUGUAGAAAAAGGUGGUUUUGCAGACUGAGCAAAUUUUAAAAGGCCAUUAUUACCCAACGAUUGAAGUAAUAAAGUAACACUAAAAAAGAAAAAGAAAAUAAUUUUUUUUUUUUGGUUCAUGGUACAGCAGGUCUAUCUGAAGUGCUACAGUAUAACAAGGGUCUGUAUUAAUACCUAGGAAAGUUACCUGUAAUCCCUUGUCUUCACUAAUCCUUCAUGACACGUGGUAAUAAGCGUGACUAGAUAGAUUAUACAUGCCAGCUCGCUGCCUAGAAUUGGACCUUUUCAGUACAAUGAUGAUAUACUUUACUGUCUUACUCUUAAUUAUUUAAACCAGAGUCAGUGAUAAACUGUUUAAAAUCACCUGCCAAGUACUCUUAUUCUGUUUUUUUUUUUUAAUAUAAGGGCUUUGAUUGGGCUGGACCCACUUGCUUCAUGUAUGGGAUGCUGCAAUCUGUUAAUACUUUACCUUCUGUUUUACAUAUUAAUUGUAUCAUACCUAAUAAUGGGUGUUUUUUUGCCCUAAAAUGUAGUUUUUGUGUUUUAUUUAACCUACAAUGAUCAAUGCUAAUAAAUGUUUUAAAUGCCUCUGA
Messenger RNA from Cuculus canorus (common cuckoo), 4770 nucleotides. It is a transcript of the gene RAB31, whose product is annotated as RAB31, member RAS oncogene family. The transcript is spliced from 7 exons. Gene Ontology annotation, molecular function: GTPase activity; GTP binding. The record is from RefSeq and is a predicted model, not a curated record. The coding region runs from base 49 to 636 and encodes 195 amino acids. NCBI's taxonomy places the organism in Eukaryota, Metazoa, Chordata, Aves, Cuculiformes, Cuculidae.